AUGGAAAGCCCACAUGAGGAUACGGGGCUGCCAGCAGACCCUGCGAGUCAUACCACAGGACUUAUAGACGUACAGAUGCAUCAUCCGCAAGAACUUUCCCCCAAACGAGACACCUUGGACGUGAGCCAAACGCUCUUAGAUUCAAUUGAUCGGCGCAGAGAGGCGAUCGGCCACAAAGAGGCCUUCGCUCUGAGUUGUCUGGCUCUGCAGAUGAACGCAAGGGACAAGGUUGAAAGCCUAUCGUUCCCAAGUCCUUUGCCGCAAGAUGACCAAGCAUAUUCAGGACAUAUCAAUGGCGAUGACUCUUUAUUUGUCCCGGAGGCGGGCCAUUUGUCUUUGGGUCUGCCAUUUCCAGAUGCAGUACCAAAUCUUCCUGAUCAAGAGAUUGCCGAAAUCCUUCAAGGCUACAAUCAAAUGAAUGGCGAAAUAUCUCAUGUUGUCGAUUUCCUGGAUGUUCCGGAUGACACAGAAGACCAAGAUUGUCCAUCAGAGUGGCCUGACGAGGAGCUUGAAGCAAGCACCAAGGGCGACUUAACGAAAUCGAAAUUCCAUGCUAUUCAGCGCUGGUUUAAGGGACUUGAGAAAAAGUCCUUGGAAGAUGUGAUACGCUUUGAGGCAGCGAAGCAACAGGAAUAUGCCCGAAAGAAAAGGGUCGAAAGCAGAAAAGCGCUGGAAAGACAGGAAGAAUCUAGCGACUUGGACUUGGACGAGCCAGAUGUCUCAACUGCCGGACAGCUUCCCGCCGAGCAAAAGACCGAAAGCUCCGCUAAGGCUACUAACAAGCCUCAACCAAGAAGGAGACGGCAUAACAGACUUUCGGCCGAUGAGAAAAGAAAGAGCAAGGCACUAGGUCUCGAACUCCUUCUUGGACGUCGGAAGAAACAUGAGGCGCCCGCAAAGAGACCUCGAAAACGCAAGGAAAGGGGUCCCGGCUUUGACAGUGGAAGUGGUCCAAAAAAAAGGCUAAGAGGAGGAGAUUUAAAAGCAAAGAAGUAUCUAGAAGCACUUCUUGCUUCAGGUGUUAUCUCAGACGCGCACGAAAAUGCUUCAUUGGACGCAAUACCUGAUUCUAUUGAUAAAAAUAAGACGAAAGCACUCACAAGACUUGUUGCUAGCAUUCCUAGCGCGGAUCAAAACGAGGCUAAAUCCGACAAGAGGAAAGUCCUUGAAGCGACUCGGAGGUUCACAAACAGUGCAAGGAGUGAUGGAAAGCUUGGCUGGAAGAUCAAGGGUCUCAAUACAAGCUUGUAUCACUAUCAGCUUCUAGGGGCAGCUUUUAUGCGUGACCGCGAAAAUUCACAGCAGAGUCCUUUGGGUGGACUGUUCUGUGAUAUAAUGGGGUUAGGGAAAACAAUCCAAGCCCUUGCAAACAUCGUAGAUGGAAAACCAUCUGAUCCGGAUGAUCCUGUGAGAACAACACUCAUCGUUGUUCCUUCACAGCUAGUCAGUCACUGGAAAGCCCAGAUUACGAAGCAUUGUGACAAGAAGGCGAUAGGAGAAGUUCUCAUAUACAAAGCGAAUUCGAGACUUGAGACUCUCGAUACAGUGGGUAGCUUGGAAAAAUAUGACGUUAUAAUCACUACCUACGAUGAAGUCAGGAGGUCCUAUCCACCGACACAAGCCCCAUCAGACAAUACGAACGACGACAAGAUCCAGGAGUGGUGGAAUGACUUUUACGAGGAAAGAAUAGGCCCACUACAUCAGAUCAGAUUCUACCGGGUCGUCCUCGACGAGGGCCACAUCAUCAAAAACCACCUUUCGUCAGUGUCUGUUGCUGUUCGCGCGCUGACCGGCCGUUAUAAGUGGAUCCUAAGUGGUACCCCAGUGCAUAACUACCUGGAAGAGUUCUAUCCACUUUUUGACUUUCUUGGUGUCCCUCGAAUCGGGAACAUGGGUCAUUUCAUGAAACAUUUCUGCAGCGACGAUGAUGGCCAUGGACGCCUUGUGAAUUUGCUGCGAGCUUUCUUAUUUCGUCGAACACACAAAAGCCGACUUUUCUCACUGCCUGUAAUCAAGCUGCCUGAUGUCGGCGAAAGAAUUGUCAAGGUGAAAUUCUGCACUGUCGAAAGGGAGCUCUACAAUGCAAUAUCAGAGGUGUUCAUAGAAAACAUCAACGGGUGUGCACGUCUUGAACAGCCUAAAUUGGCCCAAUAUCGAUGUUUCUUAUCGAUGAUCUUGAUGCUGCGCAUGUUUUGUAGCCAUCUACUCACAACACAGCACAUAGUGAAGAGGCUCUUGUCAGAGGGAUAUCUGAUGAAGAAACUUUCUAGAAUUGCCAAGGGAACCGGGGACCGAAAUGACACGUCUUAUAAAAUAGUGCAAUGGCUGGUCUCCGUGCGAAUGAACACGACAGUGCUCAAUGACCGUGAGAAUGAAGAUGUAGGCCAGUGUCUCGAAGAGCUCCAUGGAGACAAGAUGGCAUUGGCGGCAAAUUUCCGUCAAUUCAUGAGCGAGCUUCAUGAGCAAGAGAACUGGGAUGAAAGACUGGAAAGGACGAAUUGCCCGAGCUGUGAAUUCGUACCUGUGAACCCUGUAAUCACAUCAUGCAAGCAUUUAUAUUGUGAGGAGUGUUACUACUCCCUGCUGAAUGACAAGAACACGAUGCUUGGAAAGCCUACCUGCGGAAGUUGCCUCGAUUUGAUCGAGGAAGCCGCUUACUUCGAAGAACAGCCCAAGCAGGCGCAGUCCGUGCAGUCCACAUCGUCGGGAGCAAAGAACAAGGAGAAAAGGCUGAAAAAGAAGACGUCGACUAAGAAAGGACCGGGAAGCGGCAUGCGUCGAAUUACCUGGGGACAAACCGAGUCGGACGAAGAGUCGGAUGUUGACGAGGAAACGGAUUGGAUUAAGGCGUGCGCCCAGCACAUGCCGAGUGCUAAACUUACGAAGAUACGUGAUAUUCUUGCUACGUGGCUUGCAGAGGAUUCUUCAAGCAAGGUAGUGAUCUUUACUCAGUUCCUGGAUUUUGUUCGGAUCCUGGUCACCAUGUGCAAAACGGAAGGAUGGCCAUCUGCCUGCUUGACUGGGAAACAGCGUCUAGCAGCUCGCGAGGAGAAUAUGAGAGUUUUCAGCGACAAAGAGGGCCAAGUGAGGGUUCUAAUAGCCAGUCUGAAGGCUGGAGGUAUAGGAAUCGACCUAUCUGCGGCCAACAAGUGCAUUCUUGUCGACUUGUGGUGGAAUGAAGCUAUCCAAGAGCAGGCCUUUUGCCGGUUGUUCCGAAUUGGACAAGAAAGUACAGUGCAAUUCGUUAAGCUUAUUGUUGAGAGCUCCAUCGACGAUUACCUUCUCGAUUUGCAGACGCGAAAGACUGCGGGAAUAAGCAGCACAAUGAGUGAAGAUGUGUUGAAGGAUCGAGAUACAAUCGAAACCCUUCUUCGGAUGUUUGCACAUGUGGAGAAGGACGGCAAUGGAGUGCUUCACCUUCAAGCAACGACAUCGUCAAGGAACGUAAGGAAGAAGACAGGGUUUCGACCCUCGUUCGGUGUCUUCUGA
This is a messenger RNA of Aspergillus ibericus CBS 121593, 3489 nucleotides long. Its product is annotated as putative SNF2 family helicase. Gene Ontology annotation, molecular function: ATP-dependent chromatin remodeler activity; ATP binding; metal ion binding. Lineage: Eukaryota; Fungi; Ascomycota; Eurotiomycetes; Eurotiales; Aspergillaceae. The transcript is spliced from 15 exons. The record is from RefSeq and is a predicted model, not a curated record. The coding region runs from base 1 to 3489 and encodes 1162 amino acids.